GUCCCUCCCUAUGCUGCUACGCACGCACGGGCUGGGGACUCGAACCCGGCGGACGCUCCUCCUUCCUUCACGCGAGAGCUCCGCACACGCUGACAUGUGGACACACUCCGGGUAGAGCUCUACGCGCGACGAACCCCCAGGCGGGAAUAUGCGCAGAGGUGCAGAGGUGCGCCCCUGACUUGUUGUGCCGCUCUUGCUGGCGAGCACGUGGAGCGGACCAUGUUGAGCGCGGGAGCCCAGGCGUCGCCGAGCAGAGCCAGGAUCGGAGCCCCGCACUGACCGCCCCCGUUCAGCCCACCGGCAUGGACACUAAUGCGCUGCGCGCGCUCCGACUGUCCGUCACCGCGCUCAUAGUCAAUACCUUCGUGACAACUGGAUUGUCAGCUAUAGACAAAGCCAAUUUGAAGCCAAGAGUGUGCAAUGAAACAGCUCUGCUGAUUGAGAUUGAGAAAUGCGGGGAUCGGUUUCAACGUGACAUGAUGCAAGUGGACCCACAUAACUGGUGUAACUUAACACACUUUAUAAGGGAUUACAAUGUCUUCUCGUACUGCACGGAGUGGAGUGCCGAAGACAUCGGCUGCUACUGGCCCAAUCCCCUUGUGGAGAAUUACAUAAUUCGUGUGCACAAGCUCUUCUUCUCGAACUGCACUGUGGAGCCUAUUCUGUGGGUGGACCCGCCGGACAACAUGCUGGCCCUCCUCAUCCUCACCCCUGUCUUACUCACCUUGGUCAUGACCAUCUUGGUGGCGUGGUACAGCCGGCGAGGUGACAUCUUGGCCUAACACGUGGAGCUCACAACGUGCAGAGGGAUAUAUCCCUCUACCCCACCCCCAGGACAAGGCGCUCCUCCACCAUCCCUAUGCAUUUUCAGCGGACGAAAUGGAGUAAGAACUCCCAGAUGCCCCUCCCAGCAGGACUUCCUGAAGCCCAGUGCAAAUGCACCCAAAGGCCAAGAUGUAAAGAGGCAGCUGGUAGUGUGGUGGUUAGAACUACUGCCUUUGGCCCCCAAGGUCACAGGUUAAAACC
Messenger RNA from Scleropages formosus (Asian bonytongue), 1026 nucleotides. RefSeq names its product receptor activity-modifying protein 3-like. Lineage: Eukaryota; Metazoa; Chordata; Actinopteri; Osteoglossiformes; Osteoglossidae. Gene Ontology annotation, cellular component: membrane; cell surface; signaling receptor complex. The record is from RefSeq and is a predicted model, not a curated record. Gene Ontology annotation, biological process: receptor internalization; protein localization to plasma membrane; calcium ion transport. The transcript has 4 exons. The coding region runs from base 303 to 782 and encodes 159 amino acids. Gene Ontology annotation, molecular function: coreceptor activity.